AUGUUUGAAUAUCCUAGGUCAUUAACUUCCAAUAUCACUAGCGUAUACCAGGACUUGAUUGACGCUAUUGAUGCCCAUCAAACGGAAAAUUUAUUCCGACUUGAAAAGCUGAUUGCCUUGAGCAAAGAAACGAACAAUACGUUGAUGCUGUCAUUAUCUCCACAGAUAGCGGAUUUGGGUCGCUCAUUGGUUUAUAUUCAAAGUUUGGUACAGGAAGGGGUGGAUAUGAUGAGAAUGGAUAGUAGCAACGGGGAAGGGGAGCUUUCUAUUCCAGAAAAUCAUAUGGCGGCAUCACAUAAGCUCUUACAAUGGCCUACAGUUAAGGGGCUGAUUAGUCCCCACACCUAUACUGACGACUAUGUGAUGAUGCUGGAAGAAGAAAGAGGCGUGAUUUGCAUUCUGGAGGAUAACGAGAAACCACCCUCAGAAAUCAGGUCUCCAGAUAACCAAAUUACUGACUCUGGCCUUUUAAAUCUCGACGAAGAGACGGUUCGGAGAUACUUCAAGACCUACCUUUGUCGGAUACACAACUUACAUCCUUUUCUGGAUGAGCAUGAGGUUUCGGUCCAACUUGAUUCUUUCAUACAAUCUUACUGCAGGCAGCCUUUUAGAUUGGAGCUCUCACAUACUUUCUAUCAAGAAAACCAGCCAUCGCAUGUCUGCAGGACUACGGAGCACGCUCGUAUACUCCUAGUACUUGCUCUUGGGGCAAUUUGUGGAACAGAGUCACGAUCGACUUCUUUAGAUGCAAGAGGGAAAUCUGAUUACCGGCAACAAUACAUCCCGACUAUAUCCGAGCUGACAUCUACAUCCUCCACACAACCUCCCAAGUCGAAAGCCAACAAUCGAGCGAAAUAUAAAAAUUUCCCUGGUUUGCAUUUAUAUGCAUAUGCUGCAGAAAUUCUAGGCUCCUGUCAAGGAGGGCCUGCUCUAGAUCGUAUUCAAGCGUGUUUACUUGCAGGGCUCUAUACUGGUCAAUUGGCCCAUUCAUUCCAGAGCUAUGGUUGGAUCUCUGAGGCAUCUAGGGGAUGUCAAAUCCUGAUGCGAUGGCCACAAUACGAAAGGCUUGAAGAUAAUCGAACAAGGGAUCUGUAUAGUUUCGCAUUAUGGACGGCUCUGCAGCUUGAGAGUGAUCUUCUGGCGGAGUUUGAUCUUCCAGCUAGUGGUAUCUCACGAUCUGACAGUAGGAUACCACCACCUACGGGGAGCUUUACCAUACAACUCUCUUCUGAUGCAAAUGCACCCAACACUAAGAUGAUGUCAAUCCACUAUGCGCAAAUCCACCUUUACAAGCUGCUUCAUUAUAUUUACACUGAUCUAUACGAAGUUGAGAAAUCUCCAAGGCAGUUUAGAGAUAAGACCCGGCAGUUGAUCAGACUUUCAGGGAUCCUGAGUGAGAGCCUUGAAGCUUGGCGCAAGUGUCUUCCUGAUAGCAUCAGGUGGGAAGACCAGGGUCCUCAUUCUAAUGAGAUUAAUGCCGCUAGCAUGAGAAAUAAAUACUACAGAGCUCGGUGCCUCGUUUAUCGACCUCUCCUGUAUCACACUUUGCACUUGAGUCAGGUGAACUUGGGUGUUCCUCCAGAGCUGCACCGUGCUUGCAAGCUCUAUGUUGAUUCGGCAAUCCUGGGUAUACAGGUUUUUGACGGAGUUGAGCACCGGCUCAUUCUCACUGAUAUGUUCAGUACUUCCCACGCGCAAUUUGGUAAUGCGCUCAGCCUUUCAGCAAUUUAUACAUCGUUUCUUUCUGAGCUUGUCCCACGGGCUACUCUUCAUCACCUCCUCUGUCGUACAAUCAAGUUCCUCUUAUGUAGCGAGGAAAUCUCCCCAACCCUUCGAGCUGAUGCCCGUAUACUGACUGAGAUACAUGAGAAGUUAUUUGGUCUCAGCAUGGUUGGGUCAUGA
Penicillium malachiteum is the source of this 1902-nucleotide messenger RNA. RefSeq names its product fungal specific transcription factor domain-containing protein. Bases 1 to 1902 code for a protein of 633 amino acids. Lineage: Eukaryota; Fungi; Ascomycota; Eurotiomycetes; Eurotiales; Aspergillaceae. The record is from RefSeq and is a predicted model, not a curated record. The transcript is spliced from 5 exons.